GUCUACACGCUGAUAUGGUCUGAACCGGUCUGAACUGCAAACGGCCGCAAACGGAAGAACGAUUGGUUUUUGCUACUUUCUUCGCCUGAGCCAUCCUGUGUUUGGGAUUGUCUUGCACUUAUCACACUCUGCAUUGCCAUUCUGAAUGUGUGGGCAAACUCUUUUCAAAGUUGGAUUAUUACGUCAGAAUACCUUUCCUCAUCCUGAGCUCUACCACACCACUGCCUGAUGCCUACUGCCAAUAUCAGCUCAAAGUCACCUAACUGUGGCCACCAUAUUUCGGGUCUCGGCUGGUGCCAUUACAACUUCCAUGGUGGAUAAAUUUGGCGAACCUAAAUACCGACCCUUCAGAGCAGGGAUUUUCAUCGCUUUUGGCUUGAGUGGUGCCAUUCCGGCCGUUCAUUACGCAUGUUAUGGAAGGCUGGGUAAACGUCGUCUCUUACGCCUCUCUCGGAUGGCUGAUUCUAAUGGCAGCACUUACAUUCUGGGAGCCCUCCUGUCCUGUAUACCAGAAUGUUACUUCCCUGGAAAAUGUGAUAUCUGGUUUCAAAGCCAUAAAAUAUUUCACGUUUUGGUGAUAGCCGCAGCUUUUGUACACUACCAAGGCAUUUCCGAGAUGGCAGUUUAUAGACUGACGAACAAUCAGUGGCUACCAAAAUUAGUUAAAUUACAGUCCGCUGAAAACAAAAGAAAAAAAGAAAGAAAAAAAAUCCCUCUUCUCUUCCACCCAUUUAUUCCUUGCUGCUUUGUUUACUAAAAUUUUUCCUCGAAAAUUCUGUUUUACGGUGAGGUAGGGAGUUUAUGAAUUAUUUAUGGGCACGAUGGAAAUGGUUCUCGCACAGAGAGAAAAAAAACUAUUCUUCGAUCCAUGAAGUGCCUUUCAAAAUUCAAAUUAUACAUCUCGGUAGCUUCAGUACGUCACUUAUAUAUAGAUUCCCAAUCUUCUUCUUUCCGGAAACAAUGCGGAAGUGGACAAAAAAUAUUAUUUUUAGU
This is a messenger RNA of Daphnia pulicaria, 993 nucleotides long. Its product is annotated as adiponectin receptor protein-like. The record is from RefSeq and is a predicted model, not a curated record. The coding region runs from base 311 to 757 and encodes 148 amino acids. Gene Ontology annotation, molecular function: signaling receptor activity. Gene Ontology annotation, cellular component: plasma membrane. Lineage: Eukaryota; Metazoa; Arthropoda; Branchiopoda; Diplostraca; Daphniidae. Gene Ontology annotation, biological process: adiponectin-activated signaling pathway. The transcript is spliced from 3 exons.